GGAUCAAAUAAAAGCAAGAUCAGAGAUUUGUAGGGCUUCUUAGAUACGGUAUAACUUACUUUAUCCACUUCAGGAGGUGCGUUAUUACAUAACCGAAUGUUUUCACUUUGGGCUUCUUCCCCAUUCUCUACCAGUCAGUUCUUCUAAUAUGUUCCUAAGUGAGUGGUGUAAUUCAAACAACAGAUUAUCUCUUUUCUUCACAAUUUGUUGCAUUAUUGACCUAUUUGGUGUAUUUCCGGUUAUCGCUUUACCAAGAGCAAUAAUAGAAUGUGGUUGGUUAGGAAUGCCACUAGCUUUCUUUGUAUUUUUUAUUCAGAUUUACACAGCAAUAAUGUUAGGACGAUGUUGGAUUAUUGCUGAGAAUUUGCAAUUUGGCAUUUUAGAAAAGAAUAGAUAUCCAUAUUCAGCCGUGGUCGAACUGGCAUAUGGAAAGAUGUGUAGCAAAUAUGUAAAUUUAAUUUUACGCCUAGCAGUAUUUGGUGGCAGCAUUCCUAAUCUCAUUGUUGCUGCCCAAAAUUUUCAUUUAAUAGGAUUAAAAGUCUCAUCAUAUCAAUUGGAUUUUUCUUAUUGCUAUUGGAUUAUCAUUCUUGGAGUAAUUCUAUGCCCGUUUAUGUGGCUUGGGAGUCCGAAGGAUUUGAAAUGGUUGGCUGCGAUUUCAGUCGGUUUUGUUUUAUUAUCCUCUUUUCUAACUUGGUUUUGCCUAUUAAAUGGAAAAACUCCAAGUAAUCCAUUCAUUCCAAAUCCAACAUGGGAAUCUGCAGCUAUCGCGUAUGGUAUACUUUCCUUCCAGUUUGAUAUUCACCCAACAAUUUUGACAAUACAAGUAGAUAUGAAAAACCGAAAUCAACUUGGAAAAGCUAUUAUCAUAGCAUUUAUUGCUAGUGGAUCUCUUUUUCUAAUAACAACAAUAAUCUGCUAUGUUUGCUAUGGAAAUGCUGUCCGUUACAACACACUGCAAGGCUUGGAGCCCUCAGAAUCACUUUAUGCAAAUUUCAUUGUUGUAACCGUUCAAAUUAGCUUGUCAAUGGUUGUUGGUGUUACACCACUUUUCCAAGAUCUUGAAGAAAAAGCUAACAUACCAGUAGGUUUUGGAUGGAGGAGAUGUUUUUUAAGGUCAGGUGUGGUCCUGGGGGCAGUGUUUCUCGCAGAGAUCGUCCCGAGGUUCGACCUGAUCAUGGGCUUGAUAGGAGGUGCAUUGAUGGGCCAGCUCAUGUUUGUGUUUCCACCCUUGCUCUAUGCCAGACUUCGUUCACUCCAGGCCCAGUUCAAAGCACGUCUUCUUCCCCGAUAUUUUCCGAUCGGAUACGGAUCCAUCAGAGAAAUAGCCACAGAUCGAGCAUGGAUUGUCGGCAACCAUGCAAGGGUCGACCUGUCAAUGGAGGAUCACCUGGACAAGCCGCAUCUCUUCCAGAGAAGGACAGAACAAGACAGGAAUUCUAUCCUGCCAUUUGUGGACCUGCAGGGUGAACAGGUUUCCAUCGUUGAGAAAAUAUCUAACGUUCUGCUGAUUAUUUUUGGAGUAUUGGCAACACUACUGUCUACCUACUAUACACUGAAAGGGACAAUUGAGUACGCUGACUUCACCCCUUCAUGCAUCACCAAUGUAACACUUGCUUCACAAUUGAUCUACAAAUUCGCCUGAAAAUUUCAACUAGACAAAAAGUCAAUGGAAAAAGCUCCUUACAAUUGAACCUUUUGUGACUCACUGCUGAUGUUUAUUAUACAGUAAGUGGUCAGCCUUAUUGAUUGAACUUUUUGCAACAAAGUGAUUUUUAUAUUUUUACUUCUAAAACUUCUACUCAAAAGAUCAGAAAGUGAUCAAUUAUUUAAUGUUUACAUAAUAAAAAUGAAUUUCAUAAAGCUCGUUUUCUGUGUUGUCAAUACUGCCUAACAAAACAAAAAAAAUACAUGGAAAGAUAAGCUGAAUUAGAACAUCUCGGAAAAAUGAUAGCAAUCUGGGUGAUAGACACAUGGAGCUCUAGGGCAACAAAUAUGCGACCAAAGCAGCAAAACCCACCAUUCAGAUUACUAUUGCAUUUCAACCCACUAACACUAAACCAUGGAUAGAAUAUGGUAAAGAAAAAAGUAAAAAGUUCUUUGAUGUUAAGAGUUUCAAACCUAGGCACACUCACAUACAUUCUUUCCUAUUUUCAUACCAAUCACUCAAGUAGGGUUAGGUGGGGUACUUGGCCCUCACGCACUGCACAUUCACUCUAAUAAAUGCAUUCACUCCCAAUGUACCAAAAACAUAAACACAAAACGAGAUACCUAUCAUAUGCUAUGUACAACAAAACAGCUCUGUUUCUCUAAAAAACAUGGGACCCAAAGACUCGCUGCAGUGCUUGUGAACAAUUAUAAUAUUGGGUGACAGUCCUACUCACUCUCUAUAUUAUCCCAAGGAAUAUCCCUUUAAUUAAGAUUCAAUUCAGUCCAACUUUCUAUAUAUAAAUGGCUAUUGAAAGUAAAAGUGUCAACCUAGUAUUCUUAGUCGGGUUAUUAUGAUUCCUCUUAUUUGAUUUAGAUACUCUGAUGGCCACCAGUUGACUGUACUCUUGAUAGGUGAGAGCUACUCUGUUGAUCUGGUACAACAAUUUUUCUAUUUCUUUGUAAUCAUGUGUUUUUAAUUACAUUUAUAGGGUCAGAUGGCCAUGUUCAUUAGUCUUGGAGAUUUUUGAAAAAGUUAAU
Messenger RNA from Cimex lectularius (bed bug), 2685 nucleotides. RefSeq names its product amino acid transporter AVT1E-like. NCBI's taxonomy places the organism in Eukaryota, Metazoa, Arthropoda, Insecta, Hemiptera, Cimicidae. Bases 149 to 1642 code for a protein of 497 amino acids. The transcript has 8 exons. The record is from RefSeq and is a predicted model, not a curated record.